AUGAAGAGUAUAAUUCUGUUUCUUUCUCUUCUGGGACUGACAUACACCUUACCAGUAAACCAGUUUGGUAGAGUCCUUGCUACAAGCAACAGCAGAGAAAUAUUACGGCUGAUGCAAAGGUUCAGAGCCAUGGGAAACAACGCACAGAAAACACAGCAGAUACCAAAACCCGGGUUUGGACUACCUCCAGCAAAGCUGGUUCCAGAUCAGGCUACAUUAACCAACCAGCUUCCGAAUGAGAUUUCUCCACUUGAAUUUAUAAAUUUCCCCAUGAGCAUGCCACAAAUCCUAUCAGAGCUAGGAACGACAAACUUACAAGCUGUCCCCGGUUUCAAUUUACUGCCAUUCACACAGAUGGUCCCAAUUGACAUCAAUACUCUUAUCGCUCUGUUAGGACUCGGAGGAUUACCCUCAACACAAACGUUUCCUGUAGCAGGUGGUGGAAUGAAUGUCCCACAGCAGCUGUUGCCACCACAACAAAUACUUCCAAUUAUAGUUGCACAAAUGGGGCCGCAGGGUGCAGUGCUCAGUUCAGAAGAAGCGCAAUCACCUUCUCAGAUUUUUACUGGGUUAAUUCUCCCUGGAAUGCAAGGAAUGUUGAUCCCUUCAAGCCAGGCUGGAGCCCUCCCUGAAGGUCAAGAGGGGCUCCUUCCAGCAGGCCAGGCAGGAUCGAACCCAGGCAAUUCAGCAGGCCAGCUACCGUUUCCAGAGGGCACAGCUGACGCAACGGUCCUAGCGGGCAUCCAGAAGGUUUCCCCAGAGAUGAACAAUGACCUGAGCGAGAUGGCAAAUGGAUUGCACCCAACUCCUUCGGGCUUUAGACAGCCAGGUGUUGAUUACAGUGUCACCGAUGAUCCAUUUGCCGAACCCACCAUCUUUGUCAAAUUAAAUAUGGAACCGAGUGAGCUUCGGGAGCCACCGACGACAAUAGCAAGACUGGAAAACGACAAAAAUCUGAGUGGCACGAUCACUUUGGCCCAAUUACUUGUGAGAGGAGACAGCCAUGAGCCCAUAACCACCGUGGAGAGCAAGCUAUUGAGAGAGCCCUAA
This is a messenger RNA of Eublepharis macularius, 1050 nucleotides long. It is a transcript of the gene AMTN, whose product is annotated as amelotin. The coding region runs from base 1 to 1050 and encodes 349 amino acids. Gene Ontology annotation, cellular component: basement membrane; cell-cell junction. The transcript is spliced from 10 exons. Lineage: Eukaryota; Metazoa; Chordata; Lepidosauria; Squamata; Eublepharidae. The record is from RefSeq and is a predicted model, not a curated record. Gene Ontology annotation, biological process: odontogenesis of dentin-containing tooth; positive regulation of enamel mineralization.